ACAUUCCAUUUCAUCACCACUGCCGCCACCAGCAGAGUCACAUGCUCCGCCAACGGCGGCGCCACCGCUACGGUGCCCACAUUUGUGCCUUAUUAGCUGCCGUCCUUCUCCUCCUCUCCGUCACUCUCCUCUACAGUCGGAUCAACUUCUUCCAGUCCCACUCCACAGGUCCACACCAGCACUCCUAUUCCCAGUACGACGGCGUCUCGCUAACCGACAACCCCCUCGUCGAAGAUUCCACCGACUCUCUUGAUCAUGCCUCGAAUUCUGACGACCUCAUCGACGAGCAGGAUGACGCCGUUUUGAACACCAAAUAUAGCAACAGUAAUGGUGAUGAUUUCCUCUUAGGUGGAGAAUCGGAAGAAGAUGUGGAGGACGAGGACGACGACGUCGUUUCAGGUCAAAAUGAUAAGUCUAAGUCUUCUUCUUCUUCUUCUUCUUCAUCUUCGCUUUACUAUUUUGAUCAUCAGAACGGCGUCGUUAGGAGAGGGUUUAAUAAGAAAUCAAUUGAGGAAUGGGAAGAUUAUGUUGGUUUUGAAUCUAAGCUGGGGUUAGAAUUAGGGUUUAGUAAUCGGGGAUCUAAGACUGCAUUUGGAUCGGAUGAUAUUCCUGUUGAUGAAAAAACGAGGAAAAAGUUAACUGAGGUUAAGGGAAUUGAGGACGCAUUAUUGUUGAAGGGCUCAAAGUUGAGGGAAGGGUGGGGUGAAUGGUUUGAUAAAAAGAGUGAUUUCUUGAGGAGGGAUCGGAUGUUUAAGUCAAAUUUGGAGGCCGUAAAUCCGAUGAAUAAUCCGAUUUUGCAGGACCCGGAUAUGCCAGGGGUAACAGUGUUAACUAGAGGGGAUAAGCUUGUACAGAAGGGUAUGUUGAAUGAGUUCAAAAAAGUGCCAUUUUUGGUUAAGAAGCCAUUGGCAUUUGAGAACAAGCAGAGCGUUGAGAAAGACGAGAAUGUUGAGGUACAGAAAGAUGAAAUGAAGAAAAUCAAGAUGAACAAGCGAAAAACUUUGGAUAAUGCUAAUAGUCAGAGUAGUUAUACACGGAAGAACGAGAUUAAGAAUAAUGGUAGCGGUAAUCAUGGUUACAUUGUGAAACAAGUUGAUAAUAGGAAGGAUUUGAAUGGGAACGGUGAGAAGAGGGAGGGAAAGAAUGUGAAAAAUGAGUUUUCAGGGCUGGUGUUUGCGGAUGGAAGAAGAUGGGGGUACUAUCCGGGGUUGGAUUCUAGAUUGUCGUUUAAUAAUUUUAUGGAUGCCUUUUUUAGGAAAGGGAAGUGUAAUUUGAGAGUUUUUAUGGUAUGGAAUUCUCCCCCUUGGAUGUUUAGUGUACGUUACCAGAGGGGGCUUGAGAGCGUUUUGUAUCAUCAUCCAGAUGCAUGCGUGGUAGUGUUUUCUGAGACGCUUGAGUUGAAUUUCUUCAGUAGCUUUGUGGAGGAUGGUUUCAAGGUGGCUGUCGUCAUGCCAAAUCUUGAUGAGCUACUUCAAGAUACACCAACACAUAUAUUUGCCUCUGUCUGGUAUGAAUGGAAGACGACAAAAUAUUAUCCUAUACAUUACAGUGAACUCAUCAGGCUUGCUGCUCUGUACAAGUAUGGUGGUAUUUAUCUUGACUCUGAUGUUAUAGUGCUGAAAAAGUUAUCAUUACUUAAUUGUACUGUUGGCCUGGAAGACGAGCAAAAGGAGAACACUUUGAGUGGUGCAGUAAUGGCCUUCAGAAAGCACAGUCCAUUUAUAAUGGAGUGCUUGACAGAGUUCUAUGCAUCAUAUGAUGAUACCCAGUUGAGAUGGAAUGGAGCUGAUCUUUUAACUAGAGUUGCUCUCAACUUUUCUAGUAACAAGAAUCACUUUGAUAAAAGGAUGGAGCUCAGAGUGCUACCUUCUUUUGUUUUCUUUCCUAUCAGUCGAAGUAAUAUUUCAAGGUACUUUUCAGCUCCAGCAACAGAUACGGAAAGAACUGAACAAGAUUUUCUGUUGAACAAGAUUUUAAACAAGUCAGUUACAGUACAUUAUUGGAAUAGUUUGACUUCUUCUCUGAUUCCAGAGCCUGAGAGCCUUGUUUCCAGGCUAAUUAAUCAGCCUUGUAUCCGUUGCUCUGAUGUAUUAUAGUUUUAUAUACAUGAUCACAUGUUUCCAAGAACUGCCCUCCCAACUGAAACUGAUAUGAAGAAGCUUAGUUCUGCACUUGCUGACCCUCUCUUUACAUGGAAAAUGGAGGAACCGAGAAGAGUUUGAUCAAUGAGAUUAUGCAUUUGGUUGUGCAUUGGGGUUGCUUGCUGCUAUGGGUAUGGACUGGGUCACAAGCUUAUACUGCAGAUUGAUUUUGAAGAUUGAAGAACGCGCAUCUCUACUAGGAAUCAGAAAUUUCUCACUGUUGAGGUUCGGAGGGCAUGCAGUUUUUUAUUGCAGUUUCUUGGUUAAGAUAUACAGAAGCCAUGCUUGCAGAUCCGAGCGCCUAAUGUCUUGUGGUAUGAGGAAUCUCUCAUUUAUUCUUUUAAAUUAGAAACUAUUAGUUGGCUCUGCAUGUUAGUCAUUUUUCUUUUUCAUUAUAUUCAAAUGGUCCUCUGACCUCCAGAUGGCAAGAAAGUUGAUUUCUUGA
Coffea eugenioides is the source of this 2586-nucleotide messenger RNA. RefSeq lists its product as uncharacterized. The record is from RefSeq and is a predicted model, not a curated record. Lineage: Eukaryota; Viridiplantae; Streptophyta; Magnoliopsida; Gentianales; Rubiaceae. The transcript has 5 exons. Bases 42 to 2096 code for a protein of 684 amino acids.